Lepisosteus oculatus (spotted gar) is the source of this 1572-nucleotide messenger RNA. The record is from RefSeq and is a predicted model, not a curated record. NCBI's taxonomy places the organism in Eukaryota, Metazoa, Chordata, Actinopteri, Semionotiformes, Lepisosteidae.
AUGAAGCUCCCGCCCUGCUCCGAGCUGGGCCGGCUCCGCAGCGGUGCGGCCUGCGACUCUCCACAAGUCCGUCUGUGGUUCCGACUUCCCACGGGCUGCAUCUCCUGUCAGUUCACCUGGCUGUGUGGGGUAGUCAUGGACCUGCCGCCUGACGUCACGGAGCCCAGGUGGAGUCCGGGGAGCGCGAGGCGGGCCUGUCAGCAGAGCGAUGUGGACUACGAGGAGCUGGGGCUGCCCCGGGAGAUGACCGUCUGGGUGGACCCUGGUGAGGUGAGCUGCAGGUAUGGGGAGAAGAACGAGCCCAUCAGCGUGGCCGUGCUGAAAGGCCAAGGCGAGAACCAGCAGCUCUCCCAGCGGAUCAACAGUGCCGUGGAGAGGGCCACCUCCGACUACUACUCCGGCACCUCCUCUGACGAGGAGGGGACCAGCAGCACCGGUGUCUCUCAGCCCAAAACCAUCCCCACGGUCAGCAACCCCAACAGCAUCUACCAGGCUGGAGACUUUGGUCCACCUCCUGCUCAGCCCUGGGCCCCUUAUCCCAAGAGGAAGGCCUACCAGGGAGAUGGCUACUACCCUCCUCACAAAGCCCACAAGAGCUACAGGCCCUCGUCGGGGUUCUCCGGGCCGCGUGUGGACCGAUGUAUCUGCCUGUCAGGCCAAAAUGGUUGUAACUGGCGCCUGCCUUGGCGUCAGCGUCCGGGGCAGAGACAGGAAGGAGACCCAGGGCUCCACCAGCGCCGCUCAGGGGGUCUCGCCUUCCCUGUCCGCCUGCAGGUGGUGGACGAGGGCCCGGGGACGGGGCCCUUCGCCCAGUUCUCCAACGUCCAGUCCGUCCUGAUCACGGGCUACAUCGACAGCUCCGACACCUCCGAGGGCAUCAUCACCUACUCCACCGACCUGUUCUACCGCUUCAACUGCCGCUACCCGCUGGAGUACCUGCUGGAGAACGUGCCGCUCAUCACGUCCUCCAUCUCGGCAGCGAUCAACGGCAACAACGGCUCCUUCAUCAGCACCCUGAGCUUGAAGAUCUACAAUGACUCCACCUACACCUCUCAGCUGGUCGUCCCAGACACCGGCAUUCAGCUGAGGACCAAAAUCUACGUGGAAGUGGGCGCUAGAAACCUCACCGGCAACUUCAAUGUGCUGCUCGACCACUGUUUUGCCACUCCCUCGCCUUUCGGCACGACGACUGUGAAGCACACCUUCUUCAUCGGGUGCACCAAAGACGCCAGGACGACGAUUCUGGCGAACGGCGUGGGUCAGAGCUCACGCUUCCUCUUCGACGCCUUCCGCUUCAGGGAGCAGCUGAACUCCACCGUGUACCUGCACUGCGUGACGCGUCUCUGCGAGCCCAGCACCUGCCAGCAGCUGCUCUCGACCUGCAACAGUGGGAAUGGGAGGAAGAGGAGGGCAGCUGAAGCGUUCGGGACCGAAACUCAAAACUCUGUCACAGUCUCCUCGGGCCCCCUCCAAGUCACGGACCGCGAAUCUGGUGUACUGUUUCUUCAACUCAUCGAGGCCGGGCAGGUUGUUAAGCAUGUUUUUGUGGCUGAAAAGGCAGCAGAGACAUAG